This is a messenger RNA of Osmerus eperlanus (European smelt), 1784 nucleotides long. RefSeq names its product galactokinase 1 (gene galk1). Bases 225 to 1403 code for a protein of 392 amino acids. Gene Ontology annotation, cellular component: cytosol; cytoplasm. The record is from RefSeq and is a predicted model, not a curated record. Lineage: Eukaryota; Metazoa; Chordata; Actinopteri; Osmeriformes; Osmeridae. The transcript has 8 exons. Gene Ontology annotation, biological process: galactose metabolic process; carbohydrate phosphorylation. Gene Ontology annotation, molecular function: galactokinase activity; ATP binding.
UGGAUAAGGAAGUGAAUGAGCUGACAACAGAUCAUUGCGAUAAACACAUGACAUUCUUAUGCCUACUUUCGCAAAGAUGAAAUAUUGAUAUUUUUUAUCUCGAACGUUGACAUUAACUUGUCAUACUGUAACAGCAAUAUUUGACCGCUAUACGCUAUACUGAGACGCCAAAUUACACAAGGUAAUUCCAAUUUGAAUGUUGUACGCUCCGUAACACUUCCGCCAUGGCCAGCAUAGUUCCGAGUGUUUCCGACUUGGUGGCGGAGGCUCGGAGUGUGUUCGAGCAGAACUUCGGGGGAGAUGGUCCGGAGGUGGCGGUGUGCGCUCCUGGGAGGGUUAACCUGAUAGGGGAACACACUGACUACAACCAAGGAUUCGUCUUGCCGAUGGCUCUGCCUCUGGUGACAGUGGUGGUGGGCAGUCGGACCCCUGGCCAGAGCGUCACCAUAGUAACGGCAGAGAAGGAUGUGGAGGAGCCCAGGAGGGUGACCUUUGACCUCCCCAAACCGGGGGAAGUUCUGUCUCCUGGGAAACCCAGCUGGGCCAACUAUGUGAAGGGAGUUGUGCAGCAUUACAGAGCUCCAGGUCUCCCAGGCUUCAGGGCAGUGGUAGCCAGCAGCGUUCCUCUGGGUGGAGGUUUGUCCAGCUCUGCCUCUCUGGAGGUGGCUGUGUACACCUUCCUCCAGCAGCUCUGUCCAGAUGACGGGGACAAGGUGGCGAAGGCGGUGGCAUGCCAGCAGGCAGAACACAGCCAUGCCGGUGUCCCCUGUGGCAUCAUGGACCAGUUUGUGUCUGUCCUGGGACAGGAGGGUCACGCUCUGCUCAUAGACUGCAGGUCUCUAGAGGCGACCCUUGUACCCCUGGCUGACCCCGCCCUGGUCAUCCUCAUCACCAACUCUAACGUCAAGCACUCCCUGACGGGCAGCGAGUACCCGGACAGACGACGGCAGUGUGAGCAGGCUGCCGCCAUCUUGGGAAAGGCCAGUCUCAGGGACGCCACACUGAAGGAUCUGGAGGACGCCAGAGCCCGCCUGGACGAGGUCUCCUGGCGCAGGGCGCGUCACGUCAUCGAGGAGAUAGAGCGCACCGCCCGGGCCGCCGACGCCCUGAAGAGAGGGGCCUACCGGGAGUUCGGCACACUCAUGGUGGAGAGUCACAACUCCCUGAGGGACCUGUAUGAGGUGAGCUGCCCAGAGCUGGACCAGCUGGUGGGGGCAGCAAUGCAGGUGGAGGGGGUGUUUGGGAGCAGGAUGACUGGAGGUGGCUUUGGUGGCUGCACUGUCACACUGCUGGAGGCCAGCGCCAUAGACAACACCAUGCAGCAUAUACAGGAGCAAUACGGUGGAUCUCCGACCUUCUACAUCACUACUCCCUCCGCUGGAGCCAGGAUCGUCAGUCUUUGAAGCAACAUGUACACAAUUUCACGUUACAAACUUGAUUGAAACUUGAAUUAUUAACACGCAACAUUCCUGUUGUUGAAUUGUAUCAUACUGACAUCUGUAUUAUAAUUGUUGCUAAUUUUAUGUGACAUAUAACAUGUUUUAAUGAGUGAAAUUGUACACUGGGUGAAAUUAGGUCAGCUUCUAACAGCUUCCAAAUGUGUCAUUUGUCACAGUGACUAAAAUGACUAAAUGUAAAUGUAAACAGUCUGCGAUGUGCCUUUAUCCAUCAUGUUGCUGUAAAAGAAGUCAAACCAAUAAAUAUAAUAUGUAAAAUAUGCAUUUAUUCAAUUGCAACUGUUAUUUGUAUAAUAACAAAUAGCAUUAACUAGCCUACUUUUUUAA